CGCCCAGCAAAUAAGAAAUUACUGAAAUGGGAAGUUUAAAGUUUCUUACACGAGAAGAAAAAAUAUAUUACGAGGAAAAUGGAUUUAUUAAACUCUCGGGCUUGUUUACCGAAAACGAAAUGAAAGAAAUUUCUGAUGCCUACGAUGAACUAUUUGAAAGGAAACAUGAAGAAAGCCGCCAGGGACUCGAAGCUGCAUGGAAAGGAGAUGCAAUGAAGAAAAUUGCACAAAAUGGAGAUUACACGGUGAAGGCCAUUCACAAUUUACAAAUGCAUAGCGGAGUCUUCACAAAAACAAUAGCAAAUCCAAAAUUAUUGGACGCCUUGGAAGACAUCAUGGAAACUGAAAAUAUCUUACUGCACCAUACGAAAGCCCACAUAAAGCCUCCUGAGAAUGGUGCACCGUAUUUGAUGCAUCAAGACUACCAUUACUUUCCGUUCAAAAGACAUACAAUGCUAGCCGUUUUUCUCCAUAUGGAUGACACUACACCGGAAAAUGGUGGCUUAGCUAUCUACCAUGGUAGUCAUAAAUCAGGCCCUCUUGAAGAUUUCGGCGGAAAAGAAACCGACGAAAAGUUCCACUGGGUUGACCCGCAACGUUUUCCUCUUUCCGGAGCGACGCCAGUCUCUGCUAAAAAAGGGGAAAUCGUUAUAUUUUCGUACCUCACUUUACAUGGUUCUUAUCUUAAUAAAUCCACCAAAACUCGUCGUAUGUUUUUAAUACAAGUUAGAAACGCUGAUGAUGAACCUUGUAAAGAUGUUCAUAAGUCUCCAUGUCAAGGACUUGUUCUACGCGGAAAGAAUGUCAAAAGAGAUGCUGCAAUGGCUAAUAGAUUUGUUCAUUAAGUUAAUAAUUAUCGAGAAAAAACAGAACUGAAUGUAUCUUUUCUGUUCUGAAACUUUCAGAUCGUACUUAUUAUGUUUCUGGAUUACUUGAUUAUGAUCUUCUUUCCUGGUAUGAUUAUUAAGCAACAACCUUGAAGAAAGAACCUGAAAGAUUAAAUUGUUUUCAGUCGACAAAUAAAAACUGUACUGCUUAUUAAAUUUAA
This is a messenger RNA of Belonocnema kinseyi, 1048 nucleotides long. Its product is annotated as probable alpha-ketoglutarate-dependent hypophosphite dioxygenase. The record is from RefSeq and is a predicted model, not a curated record. Gene Ontology annotation, molecular function: phytanoyl-CoA dioxygenase activity. The transcript has 2 exons. The coding region runs from base 27 to 845 and encodes 272 amino acids. Gene Ontology annotation, biological process: fatty acid alpha-oxidation. NCBI's taxonomy places the organism in Eukaryota, Metazoa, Arthropoda, Insecta, Hymenoptera, Cynipidae.